CCUCCUUCACUAAUAUUAUUGAUUUCAUUUCUAUCCCCAAAAUGAAUAACCCAAAUGGAGGAAUCUGUUUCCUUCUCUUUCUCUUCCUCUUUCCUUUUGCGGCGGCGCAACCUGCCACCAACCAAAACCAAUCCUAUUACAACAAGUUCAGCCCUUCCAUGGCCAUCAUAAUCGUCAUCCUCAUCGCCGCCCUCUUUCUAAUGGGCUUCUUCUCCAUCUACAUCCGCCACUGCUCCGACUCCCCCUCCGCCAGCAUCCGCAACCUCGCCGCCGCCACUGGACGCUCACGGCGCGGCACCCGCGGCCUCGAGCAGGCGGUGAUCGACACCUUCCCGACGCUGGAGUACUCGGCGGUGAAGAUCCACAAGCUGGGAAAGGGAACUCUGGAGUGCGCUGUGUGCUUGAACGAGUUCGAGGACACCGAAACGCUGCGUUUAAUCCCCAAGUGUGACCACGUGUUCCACCCCGAGUGCAUCGACGAGUGGCUAGCUUCCCACACCACUUGCCCCGUUUGCCGCGCCAACCUCGUCCCUCAGCCCGGCGAGUCCGUCCACGGAAUCCCAAUCCUCAACGCUCCUGAGGACAUCGAGGCCCAACACGAAGCCCAAAACGACCUCGUCGAGCCCGAACAGCAACAGCAAGACCCCAAGCCUCCCGUUCCCACUGAACCUCAAGUGCUGUCAUUAAACCAGACGCUGAACCGGAACCGCACCAGAGGCUCCCGGUCGGGCCGGCCGCGGCGAUUCCCGCGGUCUCACUCGACCGGUCAUUCUUUAGUCCUGCCGGGCGAAGACACUGAACGGUUCACUUUGCGGCUUCCCGAGGAAGUUAGAAAGCAGAUAUUGCAGAACCCGCAACUGCAUCGCGCGAGAAGCCUCGUUAUCUUACCGAGAGAAGGUAGUUCGCGGCGGGGGUAUCGAACCGGUGAAGGAAGUAGCAGAGGGAGAUCGUCGAGGCGGUUGGACCGGGGGUUUAAGUCGGACCGGUGGGUUUUCACCAUGGCGCCGCCUUUUUUGGUGAGAGCGUCGUCGAUUAGGUCGCCCAGGGUGGCCAAUAACGGUGGCGAAGGAACUUCCGCUGCUGCGUCUUUGCCUCCGCCGCCUGCUGUGGAGUCUGUUUGAGUUUUGAUUCCCCCUUCUGCAAGAUUUCAAUAUUUUAUUGUAUUUACCAAUUAUUUUUUGCUGCCACGAUUUUUUUACGCUAGAAUUUGUAAGAUGUGUAUAAUAUUUGGCACACUUGUUUUGCGUUUGAAGAUAAAUAACUGAAAUCCUGAAUCACGAUAGAUUCUUAAAUCAAAAUCUUGGUCAUCAGUUCAGAUAUGAAUAAAACGGAAAUGGAGAUAUAUAUAUAUAUAUA
Glycine soja is the source of this 1356-nucleotide messenger RNA. Its product is annotated as E3 ubiquitin-protein ligase ATL6. NCBI's taxonomy places the organism in Eukaryota, Viridiplantae, Streptophyta, Magnoliopsida, Fabales, Fabaceae. The coding region runs from base 42 to 1121 and encodes 359 amino acids. The record is from RefSeq and is a predicted model, not a curated record. The transcript has a single exon.